Messenger RNA from Magallana angulata, 2056 nucleotides. RefSeq names its product probable cytochrome P450 49a1. Gene Ontology annotation, molecular function: heme binding; iron ion binding; monooxygenase activity. The record is from RefSeq and is a predicted model, not a curated record. Bases 52 to 1623 code for a protein of 523 amino acids. Lineage: Eukaryota; Metazoa; Mollusca; Bivalvia; Ostreida; Ostreidae. The transcript has 10 exons.
GUUUUAAAUUUUUUAAGUAUACACACAGACAUGAAUCUAUGAAGGCGUAUAAUGUUGUCGACAACAAAGUGCUUCGCAUGGAGAUUACGGUUUCCUUUUAGAUUACCGAAUGUAUUCUCGACAAGCUUGUAUUCAUCAAAUCCCGCGCCCAUACAGACAAGCAAACACCCGGAAGUAAGGCCGCUGGAAGAUAUCCCCGGAGUGUCCGGGAAAUCAGCAUUACCUUAUGUCGGCAGUAUCUUCCUUUCAAAAUCCCUAGAUUGUAAGUUAGAUGAUUUCCAGGUAAAGACAUUCUGUUCUAGUCUCCAGAAGAAAUAUGGCGAUAUAGUCAGGACCCGAAUCAAAAACAAUUGGACAGUGUUUAUUUUUGACCCGGAUCUUGCUAAAGAGGUUUUGGAAAUACAAUUGAAAUACCCCUACCGUCCACCAGUUGACAUCCUCAGAGUUUACAACGACAAACAUAAGCUCAGUCAAAGCCUUGCAACAUUAAAUGGCGAGGCAUGGGCUAGAUUACGUAAACCCGCACAGCAGCUGAUGCUAAGACCAUUGGCCGUGUCUGCCUAUGUAGACACUCUGUCAAAAGUAGCUGAGGACUUCGUACAGAAAUACAAAGAUGGCGGAACAGUUGAGGAUCUCCGACCAGUUCUUGUCGACUACGCAACUGAAAGUGUAGGGAUGCUUUGUUUCAAUCGACGGUUUGGGUGCAUGGAUAAGACGAGCAUCAUUGACGUCAAAUUUAUCGAAGACAUAUUUGACGCAGUUGAUGUGGACGGUAAAAGUCUUGGAUUUAAGCCAUAUCUCUACGUUUCAACUCCAUUGUACAGAAAAUUCAAAAGGGCAAUAGACCAUGUUUAUAGUGUAUUCCAGGUAGAAAUCAAGAAUGCAUUGUCAACUUUGGAAAAAGUGAAAGCAGAAGGAAAGCUGGAAGAGUAUCUUGAAAAGCCGAAUCUACUGUACUCGUUGUUGAGUCAUCCGAAAAUGACCCCAGCCGAUGUGGACAGAACCCUUCUUGACCUGUUCAUUGCAGGGAUAGAGUCAACUUCAAACACGUUAAGUCUUUUGUGGUUCGAACUGGCGAAGAAUCAAGAUAAGCAAGAAAAACUUUACAAGGAAAUUUCGUCGGUUUGUGGCAAUGGUGACGUCACAAAAGAAGCUCUGGCCAACAUGUCGUAUCUAAAGGCAUGUGUGAGAGAAACAAUGAGGAUUUAUUCCCCAACGUCCCCUGGGUCUUACCGCCGCUUUGACAAAGACGUGGUUCUGGGUGGAUACCAUAUUCCAGCAGGGACCGAGUUGGUCCUCUGUUUUCAACAAAUGUGUGAAGAUCCUCGGUUAUUUAAGAGUCCUGAGAAGUUUCUGCCUGAGAGAUUCAUGCGUGACGACACCACAUUGACGGAAGAAUACAAAAACACCAACCCGUUUGCUAUACUUCCGUUUGGCUUCGGUCCAAGAAGCUGUAUUGGGCAGCGCUUUGCAGAAACGGAGAUGCAUGUCCUCACUGCAAAGUUUUUUCGUCGGUUCAAAGCCUCGCUUUUGCCGGAUACAAACAAGACAAUGGAAUACAAAUACCGGACAUUUGCUGUUCCUAAAAACGCCGUACCAUUGACAAUUACUCCGAGAGUGUAGAAAGGUUGUACCUCUGACUUGAAAGUGUGUCUUUUAUUCAAGUACGCAUAUGAUUAGGUAAAUGACUAUUAAAUAUUCUGUUGAUUAAAAAGUAUAUCUGAAAAGAAAACAUUUUUAGAAAAGAUAUAUGUUGAUAUAUGUAAUAAUUUUUUUUGUACGAAUUGACCAGAUUUUCUUUCAUUCUUUUUAAUUUUUUGUUUUUGUUUCGUUUUGUUUUGUUUCGUGUGUGUUUUUUUUUUUUAUAAAAGAUUGUAAUGUAGCUUUGACCUGAAUGAAUUUAAGGUUAUUUAAAGUGUACAUAUUUUACAAUUUUUUUCUAGUACAUUCAUGUAGUAUUAUAUGAUACAUCAGUAUGUUUACAUAUAAAUGCAAUGUUACUGAAUACUUACUACAUUUUUAAACUUUAAAUAAAAUGAAGUUUAUCACAAUUGUU